CCAUCAAAAUUCAACUUGCAACAAAUUUCCACAUAUCCCUUUUCCACCCAAGAAACACAAAACCCACUUUUCAAUUUCACCAAUCAAGAAAACCCUUUUUGGAUUUUCUCCCUACUAGCCUAUAUAUAUAGAUAUAUAAAUAUAUAGAUAUAGAUUUGUAUAUGUAUAUGUGUGUUAAGUAAAUUAAAUUAAAAGAAGAAGAUAGAUGGAAGUAAUUGAGAGGGUGAAUAAUAAUAAUAAUAAUACAAUAGAUGAUGAUGAAAAGGAUCAAGUCCGUGUAAAAAGGAAAACUCUUGAAGCAGUUCUUGAUCAAUGUCAAAGAGCCCUUGAAUUACUUAGUAAUCCUAAUAAUACAAAUUGUGUUGAAGAUGAUAGUGAUGAAAGUUCUGAUGAUAAUUCUGUUGGACCCAGUUCCGGUUCGUCUCGUUCGCCUGACGGUGAAGCCGAUUUGCUUUGCAGUCUGCUGAAAUCAAGAGUUGAAUGCCCCGAUUUUCUUGAAAAACUUGAAAGUGCUCAGUUUACAGUUCCACAGAAUUUAGCUGAGGAAAAUAGUUCCUGGGACAUGGUCAGUGAAAAGGAAGCUUGGGAAGGGGGAAGUAUUGCGUCAGAUGAAGACUAUGUCUUAGUUAGGCAAGAUGAUAUUGUAGAUGGGAUUGCAUGCUUCAUGGCUGCAUAUCUGAUUUCCCUUAAAGAAACCAAGGAUUUGAGUCCAAAACAGCUCCAGGAUGCUCUUAGCAAGACAUUCUCUAUGAAAAAGCAAAAGGGAAAGCUUCGAAAGGCAUGGGAUGGAAGCAAAGUUAUUUAUAAUGUUGCUUCUUGGGGCGCAACGGCAAUCGGGAUAUACCAGAAUCCCGCCAUUCUCAGGGCCGCUUCUGCUGCCUUCUGGACUUCAUGCAAUGUGAUAUCAAAGCUCUUCUGAAAAGGCAGCAUAGUGUGUGGCAUGUUGUUUGAUGCAUCUUUCGAUAGCUCUAACGUUGUUUGUACGUAAAUGUUCGUCAAUUGAAUAACUUCCGCUCCUAGGAUUACCACCCGUCUUGUAUAUAAUUCAUUUCCCUUACGGUAGUUUCUGUUGUUUGAUCACUCCCUUUAUUUAAUGAUCGAAAAUCGUAAUUCGUUUGUUCAA
Erigeron canadensis is the source of this 1123-nucleotide messenger RNA. RefSeq lists its product as uncharacterized. The transcript has 6 exons. NCBI's taxonomy places the organism in Eukaryota, Viridiplantae, Streptophyta, Magnoliopsida, Asterales, Asteraceae. The record is from RefSeq and is a predicted model, not a curated record. The coding region runs from base 206 to 919 and encodes 237 amino acids.